AUGGAGGACCGCCGCCAGAGACUCCGGGCGUACCGGCGGGCCCGCCGAAAGUUCGCCCUCAUCGUCUACAUCCUGACCAUUGCCUGGAUGGUGCUGGCCAUCAUUCAGUGGCUCAUUGUGUCCUUGAUAAACGAAAUAAGCGACCUGUUCCACCACUCUUACUGGAUAAGCCUCAUAUUCUUUGCGGUGGCGAUGCUGUUGGUCAUCCUGUUUAUAUUUUUCGAGAAGGUCCGGUUCAUAAUCGGUCUCAACUGGCUGCUAGCCGUGUUAAUAGUGGAGUUCAUCAUCAUCGGAUUGUUUGGACUGGUGGCCCGAUCUCCUUGGCCAGACAUAGUAAUGUGGUUCUUGAUCUGCAUGCUGCUCAUUUUCAUAUUCGUACUUCUGGGCUCCAUAAUACCGCACGACCUAACUCUGGAUGUGGUGAUACUGUUCGUGCUGGCCUUCAUUUUCCUGAUGAUCACCAUCUACUUCGUCAUGCUGUAUAUUCUGGUCGACAUGCCGUUCUCCUUUGUGGUUUUCCAAGUCUUUGUCAGUAUCAUAGUGCUGCUGUUCGUCAUGUAUCAUGCCCAGACCAUUAACGGUGGACGGUUCGCGGAGAUGCGCCUCAAUGAUCAUCUGCUGGCCUCGCUCAUCCUCUUCCACGACUUCAUCAUCCUCUUCCUGCUGUCCUUCUACGCGCAGAUCGUCCACAAGUUUGCCACCCGAUUCUCGACCUCCACCAGUGAGCCAACGGAGACUACGACAGUUGACAGUCUGAGUGAUAGCGCGGAUGGGGCUAACAAGCCCAUCUUGAGUGAUGGUGGUGAUCAAAAGCCUCCCGGAUAACCUGCCCGGCCAGGAGUACUUUCUCCCUAAUCUCCUGCUGGUCUCGCUCAUCCUCUUCCACGACAUCAUCCCACACUUCUAGCUUUCCCCUCAAGAUCCUCCACAAUCCAUUCAAAUCCAGAUGAUGUCGGGGAAGGGGAUGACGAGUCUAGAAAUAGUGACUAGGAUUCAAGAUCUCCUGACCCCCGACUAGGACACCGGCACUCGUGAUACAUCAUAUGUCUGUGGAAUUGUGAGAACCCUUCGUGGGGAGACACCUGCAUGUAUGAACUCAUCCAAAAAUAAACAAAUAGAGCGUCUUUAACUGGAACCUUGAAACUUUAA
Molecule: messenger RNA, 1149 nt
Organism: Drosophila bipectinata
Lineage: Eukaryota; Metazoa; Arthropoda; Insecta; Diptera; Drosophilidae
Source: RefSeq, a predicted model, not a curated record